UCAUUUAAACGACUCCUUUUUUAAAAUAAAUAAAUCGUUAGUUUUGUUGAUUGACAAAAAGUGACACAUUUCAUGCUUAAAAAAUACAUUCAUCAUUGUUGCAAAGUGAUUUAAAUAGAUGGAUUUAAAAGGGUGUCUAAUCACGAGUAGGACUUCUUGCUUCGUAUAAAUGUCUUAGUGAAAAUCUAAGAUGGCGGCGGUGACGACAAUGCGGCGCUGCGUCAGGAUCCUGAGACAUCUGCCCCAGUUGUCGUCCCGCCGCUGCAGACCGUGUCCCAGGCUCUGGACAGCAGGACCUGAUCAUGUCCUCCAUCACCCUUCAGAUUUCAGCUCACACCAAUGCAGAGGAUUCAGACAAAGCAGUGCGGCUUCUGGACAAGUUCUGCAAUUCAAGUUGUCGGACAUCGGCGAGGGUAUCAUGGAGGUGACGGUCAAAGAAUGGUACGUGAAGGAGGGCGAUAAGGUUUCCCAGUUCGACAGCAUCUGCGAGGUGCAAAGCGACAAAGCCUCCGUCACUAUAACAAGCCGAUACGACGGAAUCAUACGGAAGCUUCACUACGACGUGGACACGAUCGCCUUCGUCGGAUCACCUCUCGUAGACAUCGAGACAGACGGGCCACAAGAUGGCGGUCAUGUGGAGGAUGUUGUUGAGACACCUGCGGUAUCUCAUGAACACACGCACCAAGAGAUUAAAGGACAUAAAACUCUGGCUACCCCCGCAGUGCGACGUCUUGCCAUGGAGAACAACAUUAAGCUGAGCGAGGUGGUGGGGACAGGAAAGGACAGCCGUAUCCUAAAGGAGGACAUCCUUAACUUCUUGGCCAAACAGACAGGCGCUAUCCUUCCUUACGACGAUGUGAAGGUGCCGUCGGCACCAGCUGCUCCCACCAAGGCUGAGAAACCAGCCCCAAGUCCUACACCCACCGUCCCCCGGCCUGUCUUUACUGGGAAAGACAGGACGGAGCCACUCAGUGGUUUCCAGAAGGCCAUGGUGAAGAUAAUGACUGUCGCCUUGAAGAUCCCUCACUUCGGUUACUGUGAUGAGGUGGACCUCACCGAGCUGGUGCGAUUACGCUCAGAAAUGAAAGGUCUGGCUGAAUCUCGGGGAGUCAAACUUAGCUACAUGCCCUUCUUCAUUAAGGCUGCUUCUCUCGGCCUGCUGCAGUUCCCCAUCCUCAACGCCUCAGUCGAUGAAGGCUGUCAGAACAUCACGUACAAGGCGUCCCAUAACAUCGGGCUGGCCAUGGACACUCCGCAGGGUCUGCUGGUGCCCAACGUGAAAGGCGUGCAGGCUCUGAGCGUGUUUGAAAUCGCAGCUGAGCUGAACCGACUGCAGGCGCUGGGCUCAGGCGGGCAGCUGGGCACGGCCGACCUGACGGGGGGCACGUUCACUCUCUCCAACAUUGGCUCAAUCGGAGGGACCUACGCCAAGCCGGUGAUCCUGCCUCCGGAGGUGGCCAUCGGAGCUUUGGGAAAGAUCCAGAUCCUGCCGAGGUUCGACGCCGGUGGUGAGCUGGUCAAAGCCCACGUGAUGAGUGUGAGCUGGUCGGCCGAUCACCGCGUCAUCGACGGGGCCAGCAUGUCCCGCUUCUCCAACCUGUGGCGCUCGUACCUGGAACGACCCACCUCCAUGCUGCUAGACCUCAAAUGAGAGACGUUCACUCUGUAGAGUCCAUACAAACUAGCGAUUCAUCACUACACUGUGCCUUCUCGCGGAUAUUCACAAAACCUUGAUCGUUAACUUUUCUUUUGACUGAACUCAGCUGUGUGUGCACAUUUCAAUAAAAUCACAGUUGUCGUGUCUCGUAGAUAAAUUUGAUUUGCUUUCUGAUUCUCUACUCAAGUGGUCACCAACCCUCUUCCUUGAGGUCUACCUUCCUGCAGGUUUCAUCUCCAACCAAAAUCUAACACACCUCUUUUAGGUGAUCAAGAACUUCUUAAGGCAAUGAUUAGAUGGUCAGUGGGCUAAUAUAACGGAGGAUAAUACGAGAAUAAUUUACCCAUAACACAUUGCAUUGUGGCCAUUCUCAGUUUUCUUUCUAAUUAGUAAACUAACAUCACUCUAUAGCUAGCUCAAUAUAUUAUCCAGCUAGAUAAUAAGCAAGCCGGUGUCAUUCUUUACACUCUGUUUUCUUUGUACUAUCUAGAGUCAUAUUUCCAUGCUAAUUAAAUAAGCUAGUAUUACUAAUAAUAUUGCCUUUUAGCCUGCUAAGCAGAU
Ictalurus furcatus (blue catfish) is the source of this 2218-nucleotide messenger RNA. Its product is annotated as lipoamide acyltransferase component of branched-chain alpha-keto acid dehydrogenase complex, mitochondrial-like. The record is from RefSeq and is a predicted model, not a curated record. NCBI's taxonomy places the organism in Eukaryota, Metazoa, Chordata, Actinopteri, Siluriformes, Ictaluridae. The transcript has 11 exons. Gene Ontology annotation, molecular function: lipoic acid binding; acetyltransferase activity. Gene Ontology annotation, cellular component: mitochondrion; cytoplasm. Bases 191 to 1651 code for a protein of 486 amino acids.